AUGGUUGAGACCUCAGUUCGCAUUCUUGCUAGGGAGGGUAAGAAGCUUCGAAAUAAAGUGAUCUUAUUAUUUAAAGUCCAAUGGAAUCAGAAAGGAGCUGAGGAAGCUUCUUGGGAGCAAGAGGAGGACAUGCGUUGUGACUACUCACACAUGUUCGAGCAGUUUUCUCUUGUUGCUUUGUUCUUAAAGAGCAUAUUACGACAGCUGACCAACCUGCUCCUCCUCAUUUCAGUCUCUCUCCGCCGAGGCCGACCAUCGGUUAUGGAUAGUUGCAACGAAGAUGUUCAUGGUGAUAGUAACAACAACAAUGAUUUCAUGUCUUUUCCAACAACGAUGCCUGUUUCAAGAAUGCAAAGUGGUGAAAAACCGUGUUUAGGAAUGAAGUUUAAUAGUCAUGAGGAGGCCUAUAACUUUUAUAACUCGUAUGCAUUGAUGAUGGGAUUUGGAAUCAGAAAAAGCUCAGUGAAUUACUCCCAGAAAGAUAAAGAAGUGUUGAAUAGAAAAUUUGUUUGUGACAAAGAAGGUUAUAGAUCUAAUAAAGACAAGAGAGAUAUAGGAAAAAUUAUUAAUCAUCGGCGAGAGACCAGAGUUGGCUGUAAAGCAAUGAUGAGAAUAAAAUUAAUGGAGGAUAAAACAUGGAAAGUUAUAGGUUUUAUUGAAGAUCAUACAAACCACAUGCUCAGUAGUCCAGAUAAAGCAAAGAUGCACAGGUCACAACAACAAUUUCAUAGAAGUAAAAGGUGUAAAAAAAUUAUCCAAUGUUUGCAAGAAGAAGGUAUUACUCCUUCCACUAUUUCUCGUGUUAUUAACGCGACAAGUGGAAGAGAAGAUGAAUUAGUGACACCACAACAAUGCAUUGACUAUAUGAAAACUCAAAGGCACAACAAUAUUGGCAAUGAAUGUAUAUCUGUUAUCCAAUAUUUUCAAAGAAAGGCGGCUAGUGAUGCAGAUUUUUAUUUUGCAUUGGAAGUAGAUUGUACUGGACAAAUGAGGAGUGUUUUUUGGGCAGAUGGAAAAUCAAGAGCAGCUUAUUUGAAGUUUAAUGAUGUUAUUGUGUUUGAUGUGACUUAUAAAACCAACAAGUUUAGUCUUCCAUUUGCACCAUUUACUGGGGUGAAUCAUCAUAGGCAAUCUAUUUUAUUUGGUUGUGCAUUGCUAGCUGAUGAACAAGAAGAAACAUUUAUUUGGUUGUUUCAGGAAUGGUUAAAUUGCAUGCAUGGAAUUGAACCAGGUGCUAUCAUCACAGACCAAGACCGAGCAAUGUGUAAUGCCAUUCAUAAAGUCUUUCCAAACACAAGGCAUCGUUAUUGUUAUUGGCAUCUGAAAGUCUUUCCAAACACAAGGCAUCGUUAUUGUUAUUGGCAUCUGCAGCGACAUAUUGCCGAUCAUUUGUAUACUUUGAACUCUAUUUACGGUGAAGAAUUUCAAAAAUAUUGGGACUUGUGGUGUAAUAGUGGUAACAUUGAGAACUGUAAUUUGCAUUGGCUCGAGAUGAAGGAGAAGUUUAAGAUAAUAGAAGAAGAAGAUGGCUGGCUGCAAACUAUGUACAUGUAUCGAGACCAUUGGGUGUCAUGCUUUUUAAAAGGCAUUUUUUUUGCAGGAAUGAGAUCAACUCAAAGGAGUGAAAGUAUUAACUCAUUCUUUGAUGGAUAUGUGAAUUCACAAACACAGUUAAAAGAAUUUGUAACUCAAUAUGAAAAGGCCAUGACGCAUCGACGAUUGAGUGAAGCACAUGAAGAUUUUAGAACUCUUAAUACAAAACCGCAGUUUCACCUUGGGCAUCCAAUUGAAAGACAAGCUGGAAGUAGUUAUACCCGCACUAUGUUUCAUGUAUUUCAGAAUGAGAUCAAAGGGUGUGGUGCUCUUGGCCUUCAAGAGGAGAGAAAAGAAGAAAAGUUUGUUUUAUGGCGAGUUGGUGACUUAGAUGAAAGCAAUGAAAAGUGGAGGUUUGUUACUUAUGAUGAAUGUAGAGAAUUACAGUAUAGUUGCAGCUGUGGUUUGUUUGAGAAUAGUGGUGUUCUAUGCAAACAUAUAUUGUACACUCUAAUGUUCAACAGACAAUGUCUUUCAUUGCCCACUGUAUAUAUUCUACACCGUUGGACUAUAGAUGCACGACAUCGUAACAUUGGAGUUAGUAAUGUUGUGUUUGGCAAAAACAUUGCAGGUGGUGUAGAAAAAAUAAAUUUGUUGAAAACUUGGGAUUUGAAAGCAAAAACCAACAAUGCACUGGAGCUUGCCUUUGAGUCAGAUAAGAGAAUGCAUGAGCUUGAUGGAGCUUGCCUUUGA
Asparagus officinalis (garden asparagus) is the source of this 2286-nucleotide messenger RNA. Its product is annotated as protein FAR1-RELATED SEQUENCE 5-like. Lineage: Eukaryota; Viridiplantae; Streptophyta; Magnoliopsida; Asparagales; Asparagaceae. Gene Ontology annotation, biological process: regulation of DNA-templated transcription. Gene Ontology annotation, molecular function: zinc ion binding. The coding region runs from base 1 to 2286 and encodes 761 amino acids. The transcript has 3 exons. The record is from RefSeq and is a predicted model, not a curated record.